Capsicum annuum is the source of this 2641-nucleotide messenger RNA. RefSeq names its product chlorophyllide a oxygenase, chloroplastic. NCBI's taxonomy places the organism in Eukaryota, Viridiplantae, Streptophyta, Magnoliopsida, Solanales, Solanaceae. Bases 415 to 2022 code for a protein of 535 amino acids. The transcript is spliced from 9 exons. The record is from RefSeq and is a predicted model, not a curated record. Gene Ontology annotation, biological process: chlorophyll biosynthetic process. Gene Ontology annotation, cellular component: chloroplast. Gene Ontology annotation, molecular function: chlorophyllide a oxygenase activity; 2 iron, 2 sulfur cluster binding; iron ion binding.
GAAGAGAAAGAAGAGGAAGCUGCCACUGUUUUCGAAUAAAACAAAAUUAAGUGUAUAAGGAUAAUUAAUUGCAAAGAACCAAAGACCAUGAAUAGAGUUCCUUAAAUAGGUUGGCAUUGGCAACAAUGAUUGUAGAUAGAGCAGAUCGAGUAAGUGAGAAGCCCCGGUGUACACAAAACAAAAGCGUGGGAAAUGUGUUGAUAGAAUGCGGAGUUGUACAGCCAUAGAGCUUAGGGAUGGGGACAGUUGAUAGAAGAGGACCCUGACACAUUGAGGGAGUCCACAUGGCAGGAGAGUCGAGAUCGCGCUCCACAACAACCUCUUAUCAAUCUCACCAUCUCCGCUAAACUCACUCUAAUUUUCUCUUUCUUCAUUCGACAAGAUAAUACUACAUAGGAGCUGCUCCGGCCUGCCAUGUCCGCCAUUGCUACUUCUGCUGUUCUCUCUUUUCCUUUCUCUUCCACCCGUUCAGACAAACCAUAUACAAACAAGUGUUUCAAAGGGAAAUUUGGAGUGUUUGCAGUGUAUGAGGAGGCAGCGGGUGAGUUAACAAACAAGAAAAGACCCUGGUUGACAAUCUUUGAUGUCGUCAAAGAUCCAAGGUCAAAAUUUCCUCAGUCUAAAGGGAAGUUCCUGGAUGCAAAACAAGCUUUAGAAGUUGCUAGAGUUGAUAAACAAUAUUGCGAUUGGCGAGCUCGUCAAGACGUACUUACGAUAAUGCACCUGCACGAAAAGGUUGUGGAAGUAUUGAAUCCUCUGGCACGGGAGUAUAAAUCUAUUGGAACCAUAAAGAAGGAACUUGCCGAGUUGCAAGAAGCACUUUCUCAGGCUCAUAAAGAGGUACAUAUAUCUGAAGUGCGGGUUUCUGCUGCUUUAGAUAAGUUAGCUUACAUGGAAGCAUUGGUUAAUGAUAGGCUGCUACCAGAGAGGAGUUCAAAAGAAUCAGAUUGCUCGACUUCAUCCCCCAGUACAUCUACAGUAACCAAAGAUAGUGUUAAAAGCAAGCAGCCUAGGAGAACCCUCAAUGUGUCGGGUCCUGUCCAAGAAUACAGUCCCCAUUUGAAGAACUUCUGGUAUCCUGUUGCUUUCUCCGCUGACAGUAAGGAGGACACCAUGAUACCAAUUGAUUGCUUUGAGGAACCAUGGGUGAUUUUUCGUGGGAAAGAUGGAAAACCUGGAUGUGUCCGAAACACAUGUGCACAUAGAGCCUGUCCCCUUCAUUUGGGUUCAGUAAAAGAGGGUCGCAUCCAAUGUCCUUAUCAUGGGUGGGAGUAUUCAACAGAUGGAAAAUGUGAGAAAAUGCCAUCAACUAAAUUUCUUAAUGUCAAGAUCAAGUCUCUGCCAUGCUUUGAGCAAGAGGGAAUGAUAUGGAUUUGGCCUGGAAAUGAUCCUCCUACAGCCACUCUUCCUUCUUUACUUCCACCUUCUGGAUUUCAAAUCCAUGCAGAGAUAGUAAUGGAACUUCCAGUGGAACAUGGGUUACUUUUAGACAAUCUGUUGGAUCUUGCACAUGCUCCUUUUGUCCAUACAUCUACGUUUGCUAAAGGAUGGAGUGUCCCAAGCUUCGUGAAAUUCUUGACUCCUGCAUCUGGUCUGCAAGGAUAUUGGGAUCCCUAUCCAAUAGAUAUGGAAUUUCGUCCACCUUGUAUGGUUCUGUCAACCAGUGGAAUCUCAAAUCCAGGCAAAUUGAAGGGGCAGAGCACCAAAGAGUGCUCUACACACCUUCACCAACUUCAUGUAUGCUUACCUGCAUCUCGACAAAAGACAAGGUUGCUAUAUAGGAUGUCACUGGAUUUUGCUCCCAUAUUAAAACGCAUCCCUUUCAUGGAAUAUGUGUGGAGGUAUUUGUCUGAACAGGUUUUAAAUGAAGACCUACGGCAAGUGAUUGGACAACAAGACCGGAUGCUCAAUGGUGCUAAUGUUUGGAACCUGCCUGUAUCAUACGAUGAGCUAGGAGUGAGGUAUAGGAUAUGGAGAGAUGCUGUUGAGAGUGGAGCAAAGAAAUUGCCAUUCAGCAAAUGAACAUGGAACUAAUCCAAGGAUAGAUUUUACAUCUCAAGAUGAAUGUUAACUCUAAACAACCUUACCUCUUUGAACAACUUUAGUUGCUGAGUAUCUAUGUUGGUAUAAAACGCGGUAUACCACACUUGCUCUGAGGAUAUACCAGAGCAUCUUGCUAUUGGUUCACCAAAAGGAGAUGAUUGCAGUAUAGCUUCCCUUGUAAAAAUAAAUAAAUUAUAUACUAAGGCUGCAUUCACUUUUAUUAAGGUUCAAACAUUCUGAAUCUAAAUGUAUAUCUAAAUAAUUGAGGUGGUUUGGCCAUGUGAUGAGGAGAGGCACGGAUGCCCUAGUUCGUAGGUGUGAGAGGUUGACCUUGGAAGGUUUCAAGCGGGGUAGGGGUAGACCGAAGAAAUACUGGAGAGAAGUGAUUAGACGUGACUUGGAGUAGUUACAGCUGACUGAGGAUAUAACCCUGGAUAGGAAGAUAUGGAGGAAAAACAUUAGGAUAGAGGGCUAAGGGUGUGGUUGAGUUGUAGUCAGUAGGUAGGGGAAUUGUGGUGUCCUUUGUUUGGCAAUGUUCUUUUUGUGGAUGCCGUAUCUAUGUUAUUUUAUUAUAUUUUAUGCUUUUGAUGUUUUUGUA